ACAAUGCAAAAUGUACUCUUCUAUCAUUUGUCCCUUUGUUUAUUUUGUUAUUCUGGGAAUGCUGGCUGUCCGGGAUUACCUGAAAAAAAUAAAUAAAUAACAGAAGCAAGUAUGGCCAGAAGCAAGUCUCCAGAAGAACUAUGGAAGGUUCUCCAAGAUGUCCAGCAUGUGAAGCGGAGGGACAUUGUUCUGAAACGGGAGCUAGGAGAAGGUGCUUUUGGCAAAGUUUUCCUGGCCGAGUGCUACAACCUCAGUCAUACCAAGGAGAAGUUGCUGGUAGCCGUCAAGACCUUGAAAGAUCCGACUCUGGCCGCCAGAAAAGACUUCCAGAGAGAAGCCGAGCUACUCACCAACCUGCAGCAUGAGCACAUCGUGAAGUUUUACGGCGUGUGUGUGGACGGCGACCCGCUCAUCAUGGUGUUCGAGUAUAUGAAGCAUGGAGACCUUAAUAAGUUUCUGAGGGCUCAUGGUCCAGAUGCCACCAUCUUGGUGGAUGGCCAUCCGAUGCAGAGCAACGGCGAACUUGGUCUCUCUCAGAUGUUGCACAUUGCCACACAGAUUGCAGCUGGCAUGGUGUAUCUGUCGUCACAGCACUUUGUGCACCGUGACCUGGCCACACGCAACUGCCUGGUGGGAAAUGGCCUCCUGGUGAAGAUCGGAGACUUCGGCAUGUCCAGGGACAUCUACAGCAUGGACUACUAUCGGGUGGGUGGUCACACCAUGCUGCCCAUUCGCUGGAUGCCACCCGAGAGCAUCAUGUACCGGAAGUUCAGCACAGAGAGUGACGUGUGGAGCUUCGGCGUCAUCAUGUGGGAGAUCUUCACCUACGGCAAGCAGCCAUGGUUUCAGCUGUCUAAUAACGAGGUGAUUGAGUGCAUCACACAAGGGCGCGUUCUGGACCGGCCUCGUCUUUGUCCCAAGGAAGUUUACGACCUCAUGCUAGGCUGUUGGCAGAGAGAACCGCAGCAGCGACUGAACAUCAAAGACAUUCAGAAAGUCCUGUAUGCCUUGGGCAAAGCCGCCCCGGUCUACUUGGACAUCCUUGGCUAACACUGGUGCGCUUCAUCAGGCCUGAGGCCAACACAAUCCAGGAGAAACCAAACGGCCCCUAACCUUACUGCGCCACUGUAAAAUCACCUACGCAUCGGGGAUGGACUUAAGUGCCUGCAACACCAUUUUUUUUCAAUACACGAAUAAAAAGUACAAAAUAUUUAAAGAAAAACUUUUACAUUUUCUUUACUCGUACAGUAUAUAGUGUACAGAAUUCUACAAAGCUAAACAUUUUCCUAAAAACUGAUCAAUAAAAGACAGCAAAGUUGUGUAAAAGAUAUGUUGCCUUUGAUAUGGCAACCACGUAUCUAAUGAACAAAGCUUUCCAGUGUUUCAUUUUAUAAACGUAUAUAUACAUAUAUGAAUAUAUUUUUUAUUUAUUUAGUUUCAUUCUUGUUGUAUGGGUGCCUGUUGUGUUCAGCACUGUUGAUAGAUCUUCAUUUCAAGAUGGACUUCUGAUGUUGUUUUCUCUGGCACAUAGUCGGCAAAGCCUUACUAAAUUUCCGUUACUCUGGUUAGCAUGUUUUUUGUUUUGUUUUGUUUUGGUUUUUUGUUUUGUUUUAUUGCUUUUGCCCCUUUAUUCUUUUUAUACUCUGCCAUUUUGAUUUGUCAGUGAUGAGUGCUUGAGUGGGAUAAAAACUCUUUAGAAUACUAAAAUAUAGGUAUAUUUUAAUUGUAUGUGAUUGUACAUACUGUAAAUUUCUAUACCAGUCAGCUUAAAUUAUUAUUUUUUUUUCUUUAUGUUUGUUUUUGUUUUGAUCUUUGGUUGGUAGCACCGAUUUUCUAAACACAGCCAUGAGAGGGCAUAAAUAUUGUUCAAUGUGACCACUAUUGUAUCACUUUAAUCGCGCGCUCUACAGUCAAAUCAUUUACAUCUGCUGUAAGACAGUCAAAGGCAAGUGAAUGUUUGUGGAGGAAAUGUCAGCUCUCUGCAGAAUCAUAUUCAAUGGUAAACUGCUUUACUUUCGAACUUGCCAAAAACAUAAACUACAGUACAAGCUUUGUGUCACUAUUCUAUAAUGACACUGACCGAAGCAAUGUUUUUGCGAAUCUUCAUAGUACGUGAUAUCAGUGCCAUUGCUUUUGAAGUUAACAAUCUCAUGGUGUUUGUUGUCUGUAGCCAAACAAUUCUGUGUUCUUUUGCAAUGGGAGUGUUUGUAGUUAUUUUACACCAAAUCUUUCACAGCGUCACCGUUUUGACAACGUCCGAUUCUCUUGCCUCUUUGCAGUACCCGCAAAGGUUUGCUAAAGACAAAUGAAAAAUGUAUGUUUAGAAGAUGUAUUAAAUAAAUAUUCAAAUAUGGUCAGUUGGAAAGACUUUUAUUUCUUGCCAUGCUGUAUGCUGAACAACAUUUGGUUUCAACUUGGACAUUUCCUGAGGUUAUUAAUUUCUAAAUAAUUUCCAUUUCCAUAUUUAUGCAGCAUUUCUUAACAAUGCAGCUUUACAGAAAUCCACUGUUGAGCCCUAAUGAGUGAGCCUGAAGCUGACAAUGGUGAGGAAAAACUC
Messenger RNA from Ictalurus furcatus (blue catfish), 2557 nucleotides. RefSeq names its product NT-3 growth factor receptor-like. The record is from RefSeq and is a predicted model, not a curated record. The coding region runs from base 112 to 1050 and encodes 312 amino acids. The transcript is spliced from 6 exons. Gene Ontology annotation, cellular component: axon; membrane; signaling receptor complex. Lineage: Eukaryota; Metazoa; Chordata; Actinopteri; Siluriformes; Ictaluridae. Gene Ontology annotation, biological process: protein phosphorylation; cellular response to nerve growth factor stimulus; multicellular organism development. Gene Ontology annotation, molecular function: neurotrophin receptor activity; ATP binding; transmembrane receptor protein tyrosine kinase activity.